Messenger RNA from Aureobasidium subglaciale EXF-2481, 790 nucleotides. RefSeq lists its product as uncharacterized. Lineage: Eukaryota; Fungi; Ascomycota; Dothideomycetes; Dothideales; Saccotheciaceae. The record is from RefSeq and is a predicted model, not a curated record. The transcript has 3 exons. Bases 55 to 729 code for a protein of 224 amino acids.
ACUACUUCAAUUGACUUUGUAUCCAACUUUCCCCCUUCAACCCACAUCAUAAACAUGUCUCUCAAGCCUAUCCUUCUUCACGGCCACGCCGGUGGUCCUAACCCUUGGAAGGUCGUCCUUCUCCUCAAGGAGUUGAACAUCCCUUACGAGCACAAGCUCUGGGAUUUCCCUGACCUCAAGAAGCCUGAGUACGAGAAGCUCAAUGUCAACGGAAGAACACCUACUAUUGAAGACCCCAACACUGGCAUUACCCUCUGGGAGUCUGGUGCCAUUCUCGAGUACUUAAUCGAGGAGUACGACAAGGAGAACAAGUUCACAUACACUUCCACUCCCGAGAAGUACCUGUUGAAGCAAUGGCUUCACUUCCAAGUCUCCGGUCAAGGCCCCUACUUCGGCCAGCGCGUCUGGUUCAACACCUACCACCAGGACAAGAUCGAGUCCGCGAUCGAGAGAUACAGCAAAGAGAUCAAGCGUGUGCUUACAGUCUUGGACAAGCACCUCAAAGAGCAGGGUACCGAAUACCUCGUCGGCGACAAGUACACCUACGCAGAUCUGUCAUUUAUCCCCUGGAACCUGCUCCUCCCCUUCAUCUUCGGCGAGCAGAGCGACGCUUUCCACGCCGAGAUUGAGAAGGAGCUACCAUCCUUCUGGGCAUGGCACCAGAGAAUCCUUGCUCGUCCUGCUUCGCAAGAAAUGAAGAAGGAGAGAGAGGCCAACUUCGCCAAAUAGGCGCUCAUUACGAAGCUCAUAUGACUUAGCUGAAAAGUAAUGGUCUGAAAUAUAUUUCACC